GAUUUACCCAUUGCCACAUAAUCCAAGAUGGCGUCUGGCGGGGUAGAUUUUCCUCCCGUCCGAUCUUUGCAGGAUUUUCUCACGAAUGCGGAGUUCACGACGCCUUCUUUGAAUGACACAGAGCGUAUGAGCAACAGAGUUAUCAACAACCUGAUAUAUUACCAAACCAAUUAUUUUCUGUGCGUAAUCAUUAUAUUUCUGAUUGUCGGAACUCUGUACCCCAAAGACUUGAUAAUCGGCGCAGUCUCACUUGCCACUGCUGUUGUCCUGUAUGCUAAGAUACUCAAGAAGCGAGACAUGAUGAAAAAACAUGGUCAAGCAUCAGCGAACCUGGCCCCCAUAGGAGUGGGAGCCAUUGUCGUGCUACUGCUAUACAUGAUGGGAUCUGUACUGGUCUUUCUUUGGGGGGUCACAAUGCCCUUAGUUGUGGUCCUUCUACAUUCAAUCUGUCGCAAGCGCAAUCUCAAGAACAAGUUUGCUAAUGUCUCUGAGAUGUUCAAGGAGAGACCUACACCAAUGUCUAUAAUGUUGGCGACAAUACAGGAUGAGGAAGAUCCGAGGGAUAUCUAUAGAAUAUCCAGAAACUAAACCUUUAUUACAUGCAAUAGAGGACUUGCGCUAAGAGAUUACAUGACUGGCAAACUAGUGCCUACUCAGGCUUUUAGGGCAAAAUAACAACAACAAAAAGCAGUUUAUUUAGCACAAAUACAGCCACAAAGUUUUUUUUCAGAAAUGGCUUAUUUUCAUUUAAAUAUCUUAAUCUUUUGUUGUUCUCUGGCAUGACAGCGCAAUCAUUUCUUUGUUUAUUUUGGCUUGAAUUUGCCAAAAGGUCAAGAGAUCUCUCAGCGCAAGUCUCCUAUUAAAGUGAGGGAAGUGAGAUGACUUUUAGUAUAUCUCCUAAAAACUAAGAUAAAGUUAGAUAAAACUUUUAAAGAAUUAACUUAGCCGAAUUCGUUUUUGCAUAACCUCGGUUCAUCCAAAAUCAAUGUCUUGUCUGGAAAUAGCGGUUAGCCAAUAACCCGUCUAAACAAAUUGAUUGCUUUCAUUUUUUCACUUUAGCGAUAUCAACCAUUUGACUACACACAGCAAAGGAAUUGAUUGGUCAUGGUGUUAGGAUUGACUAGGCGCGCUAUUCCCAUACCAGAAAUGGAAUAAAAUUCUCGCCUAUAUUCGGCUAUAACAUUCAAUUAGAAGUUUAAAAAAGGGUAUUCUUUGAAAAAAAAUAUUCUUGCGGAAACUUAUAAUGUAUUUAUGGAUGAAAAUAUUUUUAAAAAGAUAGAACGUGUUGAAAAUCAUGAAAAAAAUGUGGAGAUUUUGUGCACAGUUUUAUAUUAUAUCCCUAGUAUGAAUAUUGUCAGUUGCCAACAAAAUUGGAAGAAAAUUACUGAACUAUU
This is a messenger RNA of Nematostella vectensis (starlet sea anemone), 1394 nucleotides long. Its product is annotated as PRA1 family protein 3. Bases 28 to 588 code for a protein of 186 amino acids. The transcript has 3 exons. Lineage: Eukaryota; Metazoa; Cnidaria; Anthozoa; Actiniaria; Edwardsiidae. The record is from RefSeq and is a predicted model, not a curated record. Gene Ontology annotation, cellular component: membrane.